Anopheles bellator is the source of this 1656-nucleotide messenger RNA. Its product is annotated as protein tweety-2-like. The coding region runs from base 1 to 1656 and encodes 551 amino acids. Gene Ontology annotation, molecular function: intracellularly calcium-gated chloride channel activity; volume-sensitive chloride channel activity. Lineage: Eukaryota; Metazoa; Arthropoda; Insecta; Diptera; Culicidae. Gene Ontology annotation, cellular component: plasma membrane. The record is from RefSeq and is a predicted model, not a curated record. The transcript is spliced from 7 exons.
AUGCAGUACGGCAACGUAAUCAUGGAGCAGCAUCAGCCCGCCCCGUCCUUCCUGGUGCAGCUGCUGCACUCGGUACCGCACAUCAACAUCACGCUGCACCGGGUCAACGAUACGUUCAAUCCGAACAGCACCAUCUACAUCGAGAGCCUCGGCAUACUGGCCUCGAUACCGGCGGCCCUGCUCAUCAUCUCGCUCGUGUUUCUGCUGCUGUAUCUGCUGACGCGCUGCUGCGAUCGUAAGCCGCGCAAACCCAAGUCGCACGGCUGCCAGAAAUGCACGCUGAUCUUCUUCGCCGUCGUCUGCUGUGCGGCGAUCGGGCUGGGGCUGUAUGGCAACGACGACCUGCACAACGGUGUGCUGCAGAUCUUCGGCUCGGGCCGCAAAAUCGAGCAACUGAUACUGAACGUGCGCAAUCAGACGGAAAUAGUGAAGCACAACCUCAAAUCGAAGGUAGUCCUGUCGGAGCUGGAGCAGAUCUUCGAGCAGCCACCGCACCGACCAAACGUGACCGCGCUCUAUCUCCUGCACGAUACGGUCAAGAUGGCCAAAGAUAACACGACGCUUGCGAUCAACGCGCUGGAAACGAUCGUCUAUUUAACGCGGCCAGCCUACACGGACAUUACGCUGAAAAGCUUGCUCGAUACUUACGAAUUUUACGAGGAACUCCGGUGGCCCAUAACGCUCGGUUUCCUGACCUUCCUGCUGCUGCUCUGCAUCAUACUGAUGAUCGGUGCGACGCGAAGUUCGCGCUGUGCCCUCAUCUUCUUCAGCGUCUGUGGCCUGCUGGCCGUCACCGUGUGUUGGCUGCUCUCCGGCAUCUAUCUGGCCAGUGCCGUCGCCCUGGGCGACUUCUGCAUGAAACCGAACGAUUACAUCUGCAGCCAUCCGAAGCUAAAGGAUGUCCAGUAUACGUACUGUAGCACGGUUGGCACCAACCGGUACGUGCUGCGGCUAAACGAAUCCAAAGUGCACGUGGACCGCGCCAAAGAAUCGCUCGAAACGGUGAACGGCAUCGGCAUGGAGCUGUACCCGGGCAUCCAGAUCAGCUCGAAGGUGAACAAGAUCAACGGCGAGCUGGACGACAGCAAGCGCCAACUGACGGCCCUCUCGGUGAUGCUGGAUCGUCGCACCGUCGCCGAGCAUUACGCGGACGCUACGCGUAGCCUGUGCGAAGGUGGUCUCCUCGGGCUCACACUAAUGCUGCUGGCCAGCUUAGUGUCGGCCGCCAUACUGAGUCUGCUCGUGUGCGUCGACUCACACACCUGGAUUUAUCUUACGAAAAAACGACCCGGCUACGAGGACAAAGCGGAAACGACUCCACUGUUCCCGGCCGGUUCGAAUGCAUCGCCGGCCGCCCCAAUCAUCGCUUCCGGUACGAUGACGGUCAACCGAACGCUGCUGCACGCACAGACGGCCACCAGCAACGGUGCAACUGGCGUCAGCGGUGGUACGGGUCUGGGAGGCGCCGGCGCCACCGGUACCCUCAUCCCGACCAGUGGCCGCAACGGAACCACACACGGAAUGCGCGGAGCUUCGGGGCACCACACUCUCGGACGGCUGCCAUCACAGCAUGCGCCCAUAAUGGGCCCAAACAAUGGCAAGUAUGCCACGCUCAGUAAACAGUGCAAAACGCUCGAAUCGAACGAUUUCUACUGA